Messenger RNA from Telopea speciosissima, 1077 nucleotides. Its product is annotated as U-box domain-containing protein 33-like. NCBI's taxonomy places the organism in Eukaryota, Viridiplantae, Streptophyta, Magnoliopsida, Proteales, Proteaceae. The record is from RefSeq and is a predicted model, not a curated record. The coding region runs from base 37 to 1077 and encodes 346 amino acids. The transcript has 6 exons.
UAAAAAGUUUCAUAAUUUUGUCAAGUCUCUUGAUUGAUGGAGAGUGGUGAUGAAGAUAAUACAGAGGGAUCUUCACAUGUUGAAGAAGACAAGAUCUUUGUGGCACUGGGGAAUGUUAUGGAGGAAAGCACAUGGACUUUGCUUUGGGCACUGAAGAACUUUCGGAGGAAGAAUUUCUACAUUCUUCAUGUUCACCAGCCAGCUCAAGAGAUCUGUGUCAUGGGUGCGAAAUUUAAAGCAGAUGGACUAGAUAGGCAUCAAGUUAGAGCAUACCGAGAAAAGGAAAAGAAAGAAAUGAAUGAUCUUCUAAAUGAGUACCUUGAUAUUUGUCUCCAUGCUGGGGUCUAUGCAGAGCCAAUAUGCAUUGAAAUGGAAAAUGUUGAGAGAGGGAUUGUAGAGCUCAUUGCGCAGCAUGGGAUCACAAAACUUGUCAUGCGAGCAGCAUCAGACAGGCAUUAUUCAGAGAAAAUGGAAAAGCUGGAAUCCAAGAAAGCAAUCUUUGUCUACAAUGAGGCCCCAGUUUCCUGCCAUAUUUGGUUUGUCUGCAAAGGGCAUCUCAUCCUCAAGAGGGAAGGUAUUUCAGAGGAAACUGCAAUAAAGGCUCCAUCAGUCCUGGAUAGUCCUAUGAGGAUAAUUCACCAACUAGAUCAACCGAGAAAUAUACAACUUCCCAAAUCAUUCAGCCAUGGUGCUGGUGGUAGUAGUUGGCCAAGAAGUCCAGUUCAGAAUCAAAUCCAACGAGCUACAUCUACCAUAAGUGACACUACUAAAGUCCCUGCAAAACUUACUAAUCCAGUUCAGGACCUAUUCCGACGAGCUUUUUCAUCUCGCAAAAGAAAUACUGAGAGUUCAACAGGAAGGGAACAAAAGGCAUCUUCUUCCAGAGGAGAGGCUUUAGGAAUACAAAAACCAAUUAGAUUUUCUUCUCAGAGUUCAGACUGUUCAUCGCGACUUUCAAUUGGCAGUUCAGAGUCAAUUUUAGGGAGUGAGACGACUGAUAAUGAGAAAUCAUCUUCUACUAUUGAGCUUUUACUGGUAGAAGUGCAGGUAGAUGUAGAGGUAACUUUCUUGGAAUAA